UGUCCAUUUAAUGGGCAUAUUUGCCCCCGUUCGCGACUGUGUACACACUAGCUGCACCGACAUUUCGCUUGCUCUUUUCGCCAAAUUGAACUGUCAAAAUUACAGUUGCGAAUUUUAAUACAGUUGUGUCAUUGUUAACACUUAUUUUUAUGGGUAUCUUAGUGUUGAAGAGAUUUGAUUUAUCUACCAAAUUUACGCUCCUAAUUUCGUUGUAAUUUACUUGUUCUUACGCUUUAUUAAAUCCUUAUUCGUUUUGCAUGUGAGCUGAAACAUUCUGCAACCUAAAGUAAAGAAAAGGGUAAACAUUACAUCAGCCACUGCAGUACUACCUACUGACCUACAUUCACUGAACAUUUCUUUGGCUACACUUGCACAACGAAAUGCGAUCCAAUAUAAGAGAUCAACAAAUGAUAUUAAUCUGCGUUAAGAAACAUAGUAAUGCUUAGUUUUUAUGACAAUGUGACCAACAAUUAGCCACAGCUCUCAGUAUGAUGCAGUGCAUGCAGCGGAACCACAGUAAUAGAUAAGUGUAUUCUCCAGGAGCGGCACGGUGGACGACUGGUUAGCACACCUGCCUCACAGUUCUGAGUACCCGGGUUCAAAUCCGGCCUCGCCUGUGUGGAGCUUGCAUGUUUUCCCCGUGCCUGCGUGGGUUUCCUCCCACAUCCCCAAAACAUCCAUGCCUGAUCGAGGAGCGUAAAUGCACCUCCCUACCCAACUCUCCAGCCAAGCGAGCGUGUCCCAGCAAAAAGAAGCAGUUCUAUAUCAACCAAGCCAUCCGCAACUCUGACCUCACGCCACGAGCCAAAGGCAAGAAGAGCCUGCGCCGACUGGAGAACACACGUUAUCUUGCCAAUCUUCUUGAGAGGGACGACGAGUGUCCCAAAGAUGAACUGGAAGUUUGCAGUAGUCCGGCAAUCCCGUCUAUCUUCACGGAAGCCUGGACCAAUGACGAUUACAUUGAGCCAUGGAGCGACUUCAUGAAUUGCUCUGGAGAAGAACAGGAGAGACUUUUAUCUCUGCUCGAGCAAGAGGUGGCCAAGAAAAAAUGUGUCGGUUGUCUCCUUAAAGACCAGAGGAAUGUAAAUCCUGCCUUCACAGCUCAGGAAUGUUUCCAGAGAAUCGACCGGAGACUGCGAACAACUCUGAGACGGAAACAAAUCCCUGUGGGAACUCUGGAAGUGCUUGAAGAAAACCUUCUGAGCUUCUUUCUCACUCAACCUCAUUCAGUUUACACAACCAACCUCUCCAGCAGCUUUGAAAGGCUACUGCUCCAUGCUGUCUGCCAGUACAUGGACCUCGUCUCUUCAAGCAGUAAUCUGCAUGGGUCUCGCCAGACUGAAGUGGUGAACAAACAGGAGGACUUCCUGCCUCCUGCACUUCCUCUGUCGGCCUAUUUGGACCAAAGGUGCUGAGAAGAAGCCCACACUCACCUGCCUGGCCUUAAAGUAAAGAGGAGCCCUGCAAUAUGUGUGUACAAUAGUAACCUCGGCGAGGAUGACCCGGGUCGGAAAAAUGUACGUACAACAGUACCAUCUGUAAGUGUGAGCAUGGUUAGAAAGAAAACUUUGGGCUACUGGCCUGUUGAGAAACUCAUGAAUACCCAUGAAUUAACAAAAUCCUCCACCUCGUCAAGUCACAUGAUACAUAGCAGUUUGGAAACACUGCUGAUAGACAGUCAGCAAACAUACUGCUGUAAUUUAGUACAAUGCUCUUCCUCUGUUUAAAAGGGAAGUUAUUAGUGAUGUUAAUGUUUCGUCCCUCAGCAAAACUAAGAUUCAUUGGAGUAUUUUAAUCUGUUACCACCCCAUCAUUCUCUUGAUCUGCCAAAAUUAGAGACCAUAUUCACAUUUGGUGUGUUCAUAACAGUACUUUUUCAAUUUACUUUUUCAUAUUUGACACAUUACUGUUGUUUUGGUUGAUAAAACUUUUGUAUUUAAUUUCUCAGUAUAAUAAUUACACUCUAAUUGUCAGUGUAUCCACUUGCAUAAUGGCAUGCAUGAGAAAAUCCAAAAGACAUUGUGGUCAUCUACAACCAUGCAUUUCUAGUAUAUUAACAAAUUAAUAAUGAAAUUAUCUCCACUUUUUGCAUUUACUUAAGAAUUAUGUAUUAUGUAGUAAAUACUUUUCGGACCUUCUCAUGCUUGGUCAUGAACAAUUAUGUAUCUUACAUGGACAAAUGUUUCCAAAUGUGAACAGUGACCUGAUGUUUUAAUGACACAAUAUGAAAAAAGUGUACUAUUGAAUGGGGGGUAAAAGAAAAAGGAAAAAAAGCACUUCAAUGACUAGUGUUAGCGUGUAGGAUGAAAGCAUUGUCUUGUAGUUAGUGCAUGAAUAUUGAUCCUUUUGAAAUGUCUCACUUGUUGUUGUAGGUAAACAAGUACAUGUCUUUGUUCCUGGGCUGACCCAACUAGUAAAACAAAACAAAACAAAAAGUAACAAUACACUCUAUGGGUGCAAAAAGUAGGUCCCAGGGAAAGCACUUUUCUAAAUUGUUUUAUCACGUGCACAUUUAUAUAUGUUUCAGUUGAUUUGCAUCAAUGCACAGUUUAUUGUCCAUGCAGCUCAGCCAUACUUGUGUACAUUUAGCAUUGGUGUAGUGAAAGAGGCAGGGUCAAUGCUGACAGAUGCAAAUGACUUCUGAAGGCUCUUGUUGACACACACAGACGCCACUUGUUUCUACAGUGCAACCUCUCCUAGUGAUACAAAAAAAAAAAAGAAAAACCAUGACAGUACAUGCUCAGCUCAGAUUUUGAAAAAGCACAUCUGCCUUAGGAAAACAAAUCUAUUUCUACAUUUGUACUUGACUAAACUUUCGUGAAAAUAUCCAGGUUAUUUUUAAGAAAAUUACAUCCCACAUUCUUUUUUUUUUUUUUUUUUUAUAGUGUCUUCCUUGAACAAUGCUUGAGCUGUUGGCCUUUCUUGCCAGCAACCAAAGUUUGUAUGAAAUCUAAUUUCUCAGGCUUGUAUGAUUUUGUCACUCUGAAUGUCAUGUUGUAAUUUCACGCUUGUGUACAACACUCACUUUUCAAGAUGAUGAUGUAUCCAGCUAUCCAUCUUUAUUUGCCAACAUAUUCAACCGAUCUUACUGUAAAUACUAAUUAUGUGCCAACAUUUAGAACAGCCUUUUAGUGUAAACUUUUUACACACAAGAUUGUGUACAUUUUUUUGUGUGCUAUGGUGCUUGCUUAUAACGAUAAUCGCAACUGUUACUAUUGCAAUGAUAUAUUUUUCUCUCUUGAGUAUGUACGUGAGAAUGCUGAAAGCACUGUCUGAAAAGACAGUUAAAUAAACAUUACUUCAAGUGCA
Messenger RNA from Phyllopteryx taeniolatus (common seadragon), 3309 nucleotides. It is a transcript of the gene r3hdm4, whose product is annotated as R3H domain containing 4. Gene Ontology annotation, molecular function: nucleic acid binding. The transcript has 8 exons. Bases 630 to 1415 code for a protein of 261 amino acids. The record is from RefSeq and is a predicted model, not a curated record. Lineage: Eukaryota; Metazoa; Chordata; Actinopteri; Syngnathiformes; Syngnathidae.